Messenger RNA from Salarias fasciatus (jewelled blenny), 1483 nucleotides. RefSeq names its product mucin-5AC-like. The record is from RefSeq and is a predicted model, not a curated record. The transcript has 5 exons. Bases 35 to 1483 code for a protein of 482 amino acids. Lineage: Eukaryota; Metazoa; Chordata; Actinopteri; Blenniiformes; Blenniidae.
UUCAGGAAGACUCUGCUGUAAACUCCUGAUCAUCAUGAUGAAGCUAUUCCUCUCUCUGACUCUCAUCUGGGCAUUCUUCAGCACAGCUGGAGCAGUCCGUUGUCAUGUAUGCACUGAUGUCAAUGAUCUGGACUGUGCAUUUGGACAGACAAUUGAAUGUGGACAAGGCGAAAUCUGUUUCAAUGCAUUCAUCAGAGAAACAAAUGGAACACAGAGAAUCUACAGGGACUGUGCAACUCCCACUGUUUGCCCAACCACAGGCCCACAGACGAUUGCUGCCAACGUAGAUGGGUUAUACACAGUUGCACUUGCUGAUUGCUGUGACGUGGAUGAUUGCAACUUGAAUACUCUUACUUUCCCUGAUGCUCCAGAAAAUAAUGGAAUACAGUGUGGCUCAGUGAACUGUAAAGGAGAGGAGGACACCUGCUUUCAGUCGGAAAUAUUGAAGGAUCGUGAAAGGAUCACUGUUGCUGGCUGUGGAACCUCAAAUGUGUGUGACAUUGCUAAUGACAUCAGAAUUGUGCCGUUCCUGGAAGAAGUGGGGACAGUUCUGUUCACACCAUCCUGUUUCCUUUUUACCACAACAACUACACCUGCCCCAACCACAACCACAACAACAACCACAACCACUCCUGAGCCGACUACAACCACUCCUGAGCCGACUACAACCACUCCUGAGCCGACUACAACCACUCCUGAGCCGACUACAACCACUCCUGAGCCAACUACAACCACUCCUGAGCCGACUACAACCACUCCUGAGCCUACAACAACCACGUCUGAGCCGACUACAACCACUCCUGAGCCGACUACAACCACUCCUGAGCCGACUACAACCACUCCUGAGCCAACUACAACCACUCCUGAGCCUACAACAACCACGUCUGAGCCGACUACAACCACUCCUGAGCCGACUACAACCACUCCUGAGCCGACUACAACCACUCCUGAGCCGACAACAACCACGUCUGAGCCAGCUACAACUGCAAUUCCUCAUGCACCUCCGACUGUUGAUGCUGAAUCAACAACCGCUCAACCCGUGUCACGUGAAGUGUUAGCUCAAAUAAAAGCUUUGCUGCAAGAGACACGGCUACUGUCACUCCAGCUAAAAAAUCAGCUGGUCCAGCAACAGCAACUGGUGAUUUUCCAACUGUAUCUCCAGUUGAUUGACUACCACCAUCAGCUGGUGCUUCAACAGGAAGAACUACCAAUUUACCACCACCAGCAAUUGCCACUGUACUACCAGCAAUGUCUGCUUGUAAACUACCACCAGAUGGUGCUCCAUCAAAUCAAUCUUUCUCUCAGUGGGCAACAGCACCUUCUGCAGCUCUUCCACCCACAACAACUGGCUCUCUACCAACUGCAACAGCUGCUGAAUGACCACCACCAACACUUUCUGCCCGACUACUACAAUUAUGUGGCGCCUGACAUUGGUUACGGUGCUGAUGCCAGCUUUGAUGAAUCAUUGAUUAAUGAUGAAUAA